This is a messenger RNA of Ctenopharyngodon idella (grass carp), 2835 nucleotides long. RefSeq names its product phosphatidylcholine transfer protein (gene pctp). Lineage: Eukaryota; Metazoa; Chordata; Actinopteri; Cypriniformes; Xenocyprididae. Gene Ontology annotation, molecular function: phosphatidylcholine binding; phosphatidylcholine intramembrane carrier activity. The transcript has 6 exons. The record is from RefSeq and is a predicted model, not a curated record. The coding region runs from base 31 to 705 and encodes 224 amino acids.
CUGCGCUCUGACGUCAGCUUCCGCGUUCACAUGACUCCUGACUCGCGUGGAUACAGGAACAUGGCUCUGCUGUUCAGUGAUGAGGAGUUCGAGCUGGCGUGGACCGAACUGGACGAGCCGCAGCUCGACGGCGGGUGGGAGUUCUUCACCGAGACCAUGGACGUCAAAAUAUACAGACUUUAUAACAAGGAAACAGGUUUGUACGAGUACAAAGUGUUCGGUUCUCUGCCCAGCUGCUCUCCAGAUCUCUGCGCAGAUGUUUACAUGGAUCUCAACUACAGGAGACAGUGGGACUCCUAUGUCAAAGAGCUGCACGAGAAAGACUACAGCGGGCAGAAAGCCAUAUACUGGGAGGUGAAAUAUCCAUUACCUCUGUCCAACAGGGAUUAUGUUUAUGUGCGGGAACGACGGGAUCUGGACGUGGGAGGACGGAAGAUCUGGGUGGUUUUAGCCAAGAGCUCGCCAGUGUCUCAGUGUCCAGAGAAGAGAGGCGUGAUCCGGGUCAAGGAUUACAAACAGAGUCUGGCUAUUGAGAGCGAUGGCUCCGGCGGUACCAAAGUGUUUAUGAACUACUUUGAUAAUCCUGGAGGAAUGAUACCGACUUGGCUGGUAAACUGGGCAGCUAAGACGGGCGUCCCUGCCUUUCUCACCGACAUGAAGAAGGCCUGCAGUAACUACGCAAACUACUGCAAGAACAAGAAGUGAUGCAUGUAUGACGUCCUCUCUUUAUCCCCCGCCAUCUCUUUGGUUCUGUUUCACGUCAGAAGGGCAUUCUGGGUGGAGGGGAUUGUGGGUAGAGUUACUGCUGUUUAUAUGGUGAUUGGAGAAGCUGCAGCUAGAGUCCAUGAUUAUACAGAUUGUCUGAAUCCAAUGAAUUGAGGUUCCUGUUGAACUUUAGCUGGAAUUUAGGGCUAAUUUGAACAUUUUUAAAAUUGGUUUUGAAUGUAAUAUAGAUCAAUCAUAAUGUAAUUCGUGAAUAUAAGCAUAAACAUUAACAUAUUUCUUAUACAUCAAAUGCACAAAGUCAAUCAGUAAGCCUUCCUGAAAUCCAAACGCUGUUAGGUUUUAUACAGAAACCUUAUAAAAUGUAUUUGGACACUUAAGACACACUAAAAUGUGUAAAUAUUGUGCUAAAAAAAAUUAUAAAAUCAAGAGUCAUUUAAUGUAAGAUAUUUGGCAAAAAGAAGUUUGGUUUGAGUCAUAAAGCAAUAGAUAAUAACAUUAUCAUUAUUAAAGGCCCGUUCACACCAAGAACGAUAAAUAUGAAGAUAACGAUAAAGAUAUAGUUCUAAAAAUCGUUCUAAAUAUAAAAAAUAGCACUGUCCACACCACAACAAUAACGAUAACAAUAUAAAGAAACAAUAUCGUUGGGAUCACUUUCAGAACGAUUUUUUUCCCAGCCGUUUAACGAUAAAACACUGACAGCCAAUCAGAAUCCAUUCUCGCGCAUUUAAAAUGGCAGACGACAUUGCGGAGAAGUUAACCGCCAAGGAAAAAGCCACCGCUGUUUGACAAGUCAAAAAACAUAGCAUGCUGAGGACAUCUGCUGGUUAAAGCCGUGUAAAUGCAACAAGAACAGCAAAAACAUAUUGUACACACUUUGAAACCGCAGCGCGUGAGUUUAUAAUAAACAGACCGUUAUCGUUGGUUGGUGUGGACGCAAAUAUUACUAUUACGAUAACUACUAUUGUUAUAGCUAUUAGUGUUCUUGGUGUGAACGGGCCUUAAUAAUUGAGCAGCAAUAAUAAUCGGUAAUAAAUGAGCAUCAAAUCAGCACAUUAGACUGAUUUCUGAAGGAUCAUGUGACACUGAAGACUGGAAUAAUGAUGCUGAAAAUUCAGCUUUGAUCACAGGAAUAAAUUACAGUUUAAUAUAUAUUAAAAUAGAAAAGUUUUAAAUGGUAAUAUUUCACAUUAUUAUUGUUUUUACUGUAUUUUUGAUCAAAUAGAUGCAGCCUUGGUGAGCAGAAGAUUUCUUUUGAACAGUAGACUCAAGUGUCCAAAUAAGCAUGUAUGUGAUCUGAAUAGUUAUAUAAUAAUUAUGUUAUAGUUUUGUUCCCCACCCCCAGCAACUGAAUACAAUCAAGCACUUAAAUAUUACAAGAAAAGUUUGCAUGUACAGGUGCUGAAUUAGUCCUGAGUGCCUUCCCAUGAGCCUCUGCACACUGGGUGUGAUGGAUUGUAGUAAUGCAGCGCCCUCUGCUGUUAGAAGGAUGGGGACACAGUUAAGACUUUAUUUUAUUUGAAUGGUAUUUUGAAUGUUUUUUUUAAUGGUCAGAAUUUAUGGUCUGUAUAUUGGGAAAAUGAAUUGCAUUUGAAUGUAUAUUUCAGAUACUUUUAAUCAGGAAUUUGCAUAAAUCACAUUAAUGACAAUUACUAUACAGAGCUGAAAAUAUGAGCAUUUGCACUGAAAAUAUUGUGACUAAAUUCAUAAUACUGUUGUUUACAUGUUAAUGCUGAGCACAGUAAAUAUAUGGGAAAAAAUGAUAACACUUUAUUGAUCACAACAGCAAUUUAAAGCAGCAAUACAGUCCGUUAAUAUCUACUGGUGUUUACAGUCGUGGGUUGUUAUCCAUUAGGAAAUCGAGAUUAUUCAUAGGAAAGUUAUUAAGGAGUUUCAGUAACAUUCCAUUUGACUUAUUAUUAUUUUUUUUUUUUACGUUUUGACACUCCGUAGUUUCAUUGUGUGGUUUGGUGUGUUGUUUUCCUCUGUUUUUUGACAUCUACCUCUUACACUCACAGUACUGCAAUUAAAAUAAAAUCAUCUGUGCAUUCUGCCUCAACUUGUUCAUUACUGCCAAAUUUCAUUUCAUUAAAACUGGUGCUUUGCCUUUCA